GAACAAGGACGCGCCAUUUCUGUACAAUGGCCGUCGCGGUGCUCCCCACCGGCGCACCAGCCACUGCCAGGGACGCCGGCGGCGGCCACCACCACCAUGGCGCUGUCCUCACCGCCGACCGAGCCGUCUCCCUCCUCACCUCCUGCUCCACCGCCCGCCGCGCCGCCGAGCUCCACGCGGCCGUGCUCCGCACAGGGCUCCUCGACGCCACCGACCGCGCCGUCGCCUUCCGCCUGCAGCGCGCCUACGCGGCGUCCGGCCGCCUCGAUCUCUCGCUGGCCCUCCUCCGCCGCACGCGCGACCCGACGGCCAUCUUCUACACCUCCGCCAUCCACGCGCACUCCUCCCGUGGCCACCGCCUCCCGGCCCUGGCGCUCCUCUCCGACAUGCUGGCCCAAGGCCUCCUCCCCACGGCGCACACCCUCUCGGCCUCCCUCCCCGCCUGCCGCGGCCUCUCCCCCGGCCGCGCGCUCCACGGCUACGCCUUCAAGCUCGCCCUCGCCGGCGACUCCUACGUCGCCACCGCGCUGCUCGGCAUGUACGCGCGCGCCGGGGACGCCACCGCCGCCCGCGCUCUCUUCGACGACAUGCUUCCCGACCCGCACGUCGUGUCCGUCACCGCCAUGCUCACCUGCUACGCGGACAUGGGCGCGCUGGACGACGCACGCAGCCUGUUCGACGGGUUGCCCACAAAGGACUUCGUCUGCUGGAACGCCAUGAUCGACGGGUACACGCAGCACGGGAGGCCCAACGAGGCGCUCCGCUUGUUCCGGCGGAUGCUGGGGUCGGGUGUUGAGCCUGAUGAGGUGACCGUGGUGCUGGUGCUCUCCGCGGUUGCGCAGCUCGGUACGGUGGAGUCGGGGAAGUGGCUCCAUUCGUAUGUCAAGAACAGCCGACGGGUUCAACUUAGUGUCAGAGUCGGCACGGCGCUCAUUGACAUGUACUGCAAGUGCGGCAGCUUGGGCGAUGCCGUCGAUGUGUUCCAUGGCAUUGGUGACAAAGAUAUCGUCGUGUGGAACGCCAUGAUCAAUGGUUACGCGAUGCACGGGGAUAGCAGAAAGGCACUGGAGAUGUUUGUGCAGUCACGGGAGCAGGGCCUCUGGCCGACAGAUAUCACCUUCAUUGGCUUGCUCAAUGCUUGCAGUCACUCUGGGAUGGUCGAGGAGGGCCGCGAGUUCUUCCAGUCAAUGGAGCGGGAAUAUGGCAUUGAUCCCAAGAUCGAGCACUAUGGUUGCAUGGUGGAUCUUCUUGGUCGUGCGGGGCUCAUAAAAGAAGCAUUCUGUCUUGUCCAGAGCAUGAAGAUAACGCCUGAUGCUGUCAUGUGGGUAUCACUACUUGCUGCAUGCCGGCUUCACAAGAACAUGUCGUUAGGACAGCAGAUUGCUGACUAUCUUGUUGCUAAGGGGCUUGCCAACUCUGGGAUGUAUAUCCUCCUAUCAAACAUCUAUGCAGCUGUUGGCAACUGGGGAGAAGUGGCACGAGUGCGGUCAAUGAUGAAGGCUAGUGGCAUCCAGAAGGAGCCUGGGUGUAGCUCUAUUGAAAUAGACCGUGAGGUAUAUGAGUUCGUUGCUGGGGAUAUGAGCCAUCCCCGCACCGAUGAAAUAUAUGUCAUGUUAGACAAGAUGAACGGCCUUGUGAAGGAGCACGGACAUGUGCCGCAGACUGAGCUGGUUCUGCAUGACCUGGACGAGGCUACGAAGGAGAAGGCGCUUGCAGUCCAUAGCGAAAAGCUUGCCCUUGCAUUUGGACUGAUAAGCACACAGCCUGGGGCGACCAUCAAGAUUGUCAAGAAUUUACGGGCGUGCUCUGACUGCCAUGCAGUGUUGAAGUUGAUAUCAAGGAUCACUGGAAGGAAAAUCGUGUUCAGAGACAGGAAUAGGUUUCACCAUUUUGUCGACGGGUCCUGCAGUUGUGGAGAUUACUGGUGAGGCCUUGAUGGCAUCCCAAAUUUCCUGCACGGUGAAAAGGAUCUAUGGACGGCCCACAUGGAGGAGGCAUCUACUUUUCACUUGACAUCAAAGCAAUGAAAUCACUUGCUCAAAGUAGCAUACUGAAAUGAGAUCAGUGAAAAGAAGAGCUACAGUAGUCCAAAAUUAAGUGGCAUAAGUAUAUCCAGAUCAUCUGAAAAUGAAGCAACAAGAGAUUCGUCUUUUCGGUUUUCAAUUGUAGGUCCAUGAGGCAGGUCUACCUUCAACGAAAGAUAAGCCAAUUUACAUUCCA
Molecule: messenger RNA, 2220 nt
Organism: Brachypodium distachyon (stiff brome)
Lineage: Eukaryota; Viridiplantae; Streptophyta; Magnoliopsida; Poales; Poaceae
Product: pentatricopeptide repeat-containing protein ELI1, chloroplastic
Exons: 2
Coding region: 27-1928 (633 amino acids)
Biological process (GO): RNA modification
Molecular function (GO): protein binding; RNA binding; zinc ion binding
Source: RefSeq, a predicted model, not a curated record